AUGACUGUCGACACCAUAUCCCCUCCCAAACUCCGCGUGGCUGUCAUAGGCAGUGGAAUCGCUGGCCUUGCAGCAGCUGCCUUUCUUCGAAAACACCCCCAGUUUGUCAUUACUGUCUACGAGCUCCGUGGUGCAGAUUGGAAGGAAUCUUCUGCGGCUCUUGGGCUCCAAACGAAUGGCACCUCCAUCGUGGAGCAACUGGGUAUCACUAGAGAAGAGGUCCGCGGGGUGAUAGGUGCUGGGUAUCGAACAUACAAUAUUCAGGAGGAGCCGAUGAGCAAAGGCAAAGUGGCAUUCCCACCAGAUGGAGAGACUGGGUUCUGGUUUGUGCAUCGACAGGAUCUAAAGGACGCAUUGUUACGCAGAGUAAUCAGCGAGGACGAAGAAGGGGAGCCUAUCCAGGUGAUUUACGACAGUCACAUCGUGGACAUUGACCCAGAGGCUGGGGUUGUGAAGUUUGCAGACAGGUCUUCUGUAGAUGUGGAUUUGAUACUUGGCGCCGAUGGCAUCCAUUCCAAAGUUCGACAAGUGGUUAUACCACCUUCACACCCAGAGCCUGCCUCGUGCGGGCUCUGCGUGUACCGCUUUGUUCUCCCUAUGGAUGUCCUCAGGAACCAGGAUGGUAAAAUGCCAGAUAUACUCACCUUCAACGAGGGUAACUUCGUAGUAAUCAUUGCUGCGGGCGAUGAGGGCAACCGCAACAUGGUCAUCUAUCCCUGCCGUGAGCUCGAGCUGAUGAAUUUCGUCUGCGGUGUCCCCAAUACAAGCCCUAAGGUUUUAGCCCAUCUUAAAUCAUCUGGGAGCACUGAAGCUAUCGCAAAGGAUAUGGUGGAGGAGUUUCAUGGAUUCCCUAACUGGCUUCUAGAGCUCUUCAGCAAAUCCGAUUUGAUAGAGGUAUUCCCUGUGAUCGAUCAAGAGCCUCUGCCCAAUUAUGUCAAGGGCCGGACCAUGCUAAUUGGCGAUGCUGCGCACGCCAUGGCACCGUAUUAA
Penicillium lagena is the source of this 990-nucleotide messenger RNA. RefSeq lists its product as uncharacterized. The coding region runs from base 1 to 990 and encodes 329 amino acids. Gene Ontology annotation, molecular function: FAD binding; monooxygenase activity. The transcript is spliced from 3 exons. The record is from RefSeq and is a predicted model, not a curated record. Lineage: Eukaryota; Fungi; Ascomycota; Eurotiomycetes; Eurotiales; Aspergillaceae.